Zea mays is the source of this 883-nucleotide messenger RNA. RefSeq lists its product as uncharacterized. The record is from RefSeq and is a predicted model, not a curated record. Bases 247 to 858 code for a protein of 203 amino acids. The transcript has 4 exons. Lineage: Eukaryota; Viridiplantae; Streptophyta; Magnoliopsida; Poales; Poaceae.
AUAGUUAAUUUUCCCCUGUAGACCCGUCCCUGUCUCCAACUUCAGAGCAUCCAAUCGCUCAACAGCGCCACUGAUGAGCCUCUGUCGUCGUCGUCAUCAGUGAACCAGGCGAGGCGACGAUCGGACCCGGGUCGUAAGCGGUAAGCCCACCGGCUCAACAGCAGGCUGCAGAUCCCCCCACCCCCCACGCAACUCCAUCUCCUCUCCGCCUCCACCUGCACCCAUCGAGCACCGAACGGCGGCGGCAUGGAGGCUGGCGGCGAGGAGUUCGCGAUCGGCGUGGUGAUCUCCGCGAAGACCACCCUGGGGGAGGAGUUCGAGGGCCAGAUCGUCGCCUUCGACCGCCCCUCCAACCUCCUCGUUAUCCAGGAGGGCGUGGGUAGGGCGGAGAGGGGGGAGCGGAGGAACGUGAGGGUCCUCAAAGCGAACUACAUCCGGGAGUUCUCGGUGGUCAGUAAGGGUGACGACCCUCUCGAUCCUGCCAGCUGCAUGCUGGACCUCAACUCCAUUUAUGCCCGGGAGGAUGCUGCACUCAGGCAAGCAGAGAUUGAAGCUGAGAGAAUUGGUGUUGGUGUCACCCCAGAAGCUCAAAGUAUAUUUGAUGCGCUGUCCAAGACGCUUCCGGUUCAGUGGGACAAGACUGACAUUGUCGUAAUGAAGGAGGUUCGUGUACGCAGUCCGUACCUGCCUGAAAAUGUUAAUGGAGGAACAGCUGCAGCAAAUGAACGCGUUAAGAAAGUGGUAAAUACUUGGCGCUUGACGUCAAUGUUCAUACCUCUACAUAGCUGGACCAGUAAAGUGACUAACAACUUUUGGUCACCCUUCUGUUUUUGGUUGUGUUUGUCUCUUGCAGAUUGACUUUGAAAGGAAAAGAUUACAUUCA